CGUGACUUUGUCACGUGAUCCCUCAUUUUGCACUUUAGCUUACAUGGCUGUCGGUUGACUGUCAGUUGUGGGUGCAGGUGAGAAAGGAGGCGGUGUGAUCAUGGCCGAGGAUGCGACUGUAUCGGAGGAGACUUUAACAAGUGCUCUGACUCUGAUGGUCAACUUGGGCAAAGUCCUUCUACAGACAGCCAAGGACGAGGCAGAAGAAUCCCUGGAGACGUUUGUCCCAUAUAAGAUCACCACUUUACUCGGCCUGAUCACAGCCGGAGCAGACUUCUACAGAAGCAUAGGAGUGAAGAAGAAGAGUGAGGCAGAGGACAUUUGGCAGAAGUAUUAUCACCACGCAGCAGUGAGAGAGCAGGUGGAGGAACUCUUGCAGCUUGAGAGUGAGUGGGACUCCUUCCUGGAGAGUGUGGACAGACGUCUGCAGACGACAGACAGACAGCUGUCAGGAAGAACGAUCGCAGACCGCCUGAGCCCUGAUACUCCGUUCACCGAUGGAUGGAGCGGAGAGAGCGUGACCCUGGGUCAGUACCUGGGUAAGGGUCAGAAGCCGCUGCUGGUCCUCAUCAGACAUUUUGGAUGACUACCGUGACGAGACCACACGGCAGAGCUGGAGGCACAUCAGGCUGCCCUGGAGGCUCUGUCAGUGCGGGUCUUGGUGGUUUCUUUCGGGGGUUUGGAGGGGGCUCAGGUGUGGCUGGAGCAGACUGGAUGUACUUUCGACAUGCUGCUGGAUCCACAGAGAAAGGUAUACAGGAGUUUCGGCCUCGGCUCUUCCUACGCCAAGGUGAUGAGGUUCGGCUGCCUGCUGCAGUACUCGGAGUACGGAGCUGUGGACAGAGACUUCCCCGUUGUCGCCCCUCGUCUGCUGGAAGAUAUCUACCAGAUGGGAGGUGACUUUUUGCUGGAUGAAGCAGGGAAGGUCCUUCUUUCUCACCCGUCUAAAUCCCCAAUGGACAGGCCGACUGUGAAGGCCAUCCUGCAGGCCCUGGACCCUUCAGGCUGCUCUGCCGACUCAGCAGAGUAACAUCAACAUGUGGAUGACGAGCUGUGAACACUGGAGACACUUGGUUUGAUCAGGGGGUUUAAUGUUGUUGUUUUUACCACAUCACUGACACCACAGAGGAAGAGCAGCUCUUUGACUCACGUUUAUGACGUCACGUCUCGCAUUCAUGACACCAUGAAGAAAUGUGACCGAUGCAGAACUGUAAAUCAAAGACAAAUGGAUCUUCUCUUUGUUGUGUCAUUGUUGUGAUGGGAGCAUCUUUUAAAUGAGCGGUAUGACUGGAUUGCAAUAUAGUUUGAUAUGAUUUUAGCAAUUUCACUGUAAUCUGUCAUGUUGGAGAAUAUGGUAUUCCUUUAGGCUUAACUUUAAAGUUGCUGAAUUUGACUUUCAGAGCAUUAAUAUAGCAGCAAACAAUUAUCAUCUAUGAAAAGAUAUAGCGGAGUUGUGUGUGUGUGUGUGUGUGUGAGUGUGUGUGUUUACAUAGCCGGGCCGGCCGCUCGUGCAUGCUGUUGCAUGUGAGUCUCCCCGCACUGCGCUCAUACAGCAGUAACUACUAAACACGCCGUCCCGACCCUCGUAGGGCCCACCCUCCGGUUUCCCACUAGUAGACACUGUUAGCAAUAUCAGUACUGUUGACAUUUGCACUGUUAGCACCGUUGGCUGCUAGCCACCAGCUCAGCCAUCGCCAUGUUAAGAGCCUUGUGGAGUCAACAGAUAUGCUCUGAAUUUGGCAUUUUGCACCUUUUUUAUUGGUGACUUAUGCAGGUUUGGAUUUCGGAGGCCCUAAGUGGUGGUGAGAGGGAACAUUUUUAGUUUUGGAAGGGACGAAUUACUACAUUACCCAGACAUGAUGAUAUCACUGGCUACUUAGUGGCUGGUCAGGGUAGAGGUGAAAGCUGCUGCUGCAUCCUCUUUUUCUUAUGUAAUCAUGAAACUGCACUUUGAGACUUUACAGUAGAAAAAAAGACAUAAUUGCUGUCUGUAAUAUAUGUAGUCUUCUUGUCCUAAAAUUUGAUGAGAAUGUUCUUGAAUGUACUUAAAUCAAAAUAUUUGCCAAUUUUAGAAAAAACGUAUUGUAUAGUUGUAUAUAUUUAGACACCAUUUAACAUUUUAGAACUUGGGCUUCUUUUGUUAAAUAAAAAAGGGUUCCGUAGAAAAA
Anarrhichthys ocellatus (wolf-eel) is the source of this 2168-nucleotide messenger RNA. RefSeq names its product selenoprotein L (gene selenol). The transcript has 9 exons. Gene Ontology annotation, molecular function: prostaglandin F synthase activity. Gene Ontology annotation, biological process: prostaglandin biosynthetic process. Lineage: Eukaryota; Metazoa; Chordata; Actinopteri; Perciformes; Anarhichadidae. The record is from RefSeq and is a predicted model, not a curated record.